Emys orbicularis (European pond turtle) is the source of this 2436-nucleotide messenger RNA. RefSeq lists its product as uncharacterized. The record is from RefSeq and is a predicted model, not a curated record. Gene Ontology annotation, molecular function: pseudouridylate synthase activity; kinase activity. NCBI's taxonomy places the organism in Eukaryota, Metazoa, Chordata, Testudines, Emydidae.
AUGAUUGGAAAUCUGGCCUGUACCUUGGGAAGACAAACAGCUGCUGUGGCUCCUAGGAUCAUCCAGAUGAGAAGAUUCCUGCAUGGAACUCAUUUCAGGGUUUCAUCUUCUGUGGAGGAAGCUCUGGCUGAUGGGAGACCGAUCGUAGCCUUGGAGAGCACCAUCAUUACACAUGGCAUGCCCUAUCCCCAGAAUUUGAGCAUGGCCAGAGAGGUGGAAGAGAUUGUAAGGACAAAUGGGUCAGUACCUGCAACCGUGGGCAUUUUAAAUGGCAGGAUCCACAUCGGCCUCAAUGAUGAGGAACUUCAGUUUCUGGCAAAGAGCAAAAAUUUAGUUAAGGUAUCUCGGAGGGACCUUCCCUACGUUCUCAGCCAGGGUUUGUCUGGCGGUACCACUGUGUCAGGGACGAUGAUUGUGGCACACAAAGCAGGAAUCCCCGUGUUUGUGACAGGAGGGAUCGGAGGGGUCCAUCGCGAAGGAGAGAAGACUAUGGAUGUGAGUGCUGACCUGACUGAGCUAGGACGCACUGCAGUUGCUGUGGUUUCCGCAGGCGUUAAGUCUAUUCUGGACAUUGGUAGGACGCUGGAAUAUCUGGAGACUCAGGGUGUCUGCGUGGCUGCCUUUGGAGACUCAAGGGAAUUCCCUGCCUUCUUCGCCCGCCAGAGUGGCUUCCAAGCACCGUGUCAGGUGCAGAAUGAGGAGGAGGCUGCCAAACUUAUUGCCAGCACCUUGGCACUGGGCCUGGGCAGUGGAGUGCUGAUUGCAGUGCCCUGCCCUAAGGAGGAAGCUGCUUCAGGACAGGUCAUUGAAGAUGCCAUCCAAGAAGCGCUGAGCAACGCCCGGUCGAAAGGGAUCACAGGGAAAGAGCUGACUCCUUUUAUGCUACAGAAGGUGAAUGAACUGACUAGUGGAAAAUCGUUGGACUCCAACAUUGCUCUGAUCCAGAACAAUGCCAGAGUGGGCAGCCGCAUAGCUGUGGCCCUGAGCAAGAUCCAAACUGCCACAGGGAAGGGCAACCUGCCUCGGCGUGAGAAAGUAACUUCACUUAGGCCUGUGGUGAUUGGCGGCAUCAAUGUGGACUUCAUAGCCAAGGCGAGAAAUACCACCAUACAGAUGCUCAUUUCAGGUAUGUUUCCAGGAGAUGUUUUUCCUGCCUGGACCCUCUCUCCGUCCAGAGAGGGAACAACCAAAGGGAGCACAAGCAAAACUUCCCGCUCCCCCCCCCAUUUGAAAGUAUCUUCUUUCCCCAUUGGUCCUUCUGGUCAGGUGCCAACUAGGUUAAUUGAACUGAUUAACCCCUUACAGGCUGGCGGACAGACAAACGCUGGGCAAGUGAGCCAAUCUUUCGGAGGUGUGGGGAGAAACCUGGCAGAUUGUUUAAGCCGUCUUGGGAAGACCCCUCUCUUUAUCUCAGCUCUGGGGAAGGAUGAACAUUCAGAGUCCAUCUUGCGUUACUGCCGCCACAUGGACAUGUCAGGAGUCCUUCAGCUUGCGGGGCACAGUACAGCUACCUACUGUGCAGUGAUUACAGGCAGCGGGGAGCUCAGCCUUGGCUUGGGAGACAUGGACAUCCACCAGCAGAUAACAGAGCAAUACGUGUCCAAGUUCAAGGAGAGUCUGUGCUUGGCCCCACUGGUAUGUAUUGAUGGGAACGUGCCAGUUGCCACCAUUCAGUACGUCUGUGAAAUUGCUAAAGAGCACCAGAUAGCAGUGUGCUAUGAGCCAACAGAUGAGAACAAGGCUUCUAAGCCAUUCCUUUCAGACAGCUGGAAAGCGCUGACCUACAUCUCCCCCAAUCUGCGAGAACUAAGGGCAAUAAAUCGGACCCUCGGGCACCCUGUGCUGGCAGAGCUGCCGUCCAGGCUGGACGAUGUUGUCAGGACUGCGAUGACCCUAACCCACCCCUUGCUGACACAACUGCAUUGUGUGGUGGUGACACUCGGCAUGCAUGGAGUCCUCUUGUGCGGCAGGAGAAUGGAAGGAAGUGUCUCGCUGUGCCCUGGAACUCGCAAACAGAAUGCUGCAGGCGAGCUGUGUGCCACCCACUACCCAGCAAUCCCCAUCUCCAGGGAAGAGAUAGUGAAUGUCUCAGGAGCGGGUGACAGUUUAAUGGCAGGGAUAAUCGCUGGGCUACUUGCUGGGCAUGACACAGAUACCUGCGUCCGGAUGGGCCUGCUCGCUGCCUGCCUCUCCCUCCGUUCAUACGAGCCCAUCUCCCAGGAGAUCAGCACUGUCAGCGUGAACCUGGAGCAGGUCAAGGCUAGGAGCUGGCCAGAGUAUUCCUGUCCUGGGAUUCAGUCUAAGACCUGCCAGAAACCCUCAGACUGUGAUGGCUGCCUUGGCCUCUACACCUGCAAACUGCCUAGGGGGAAGUGUGGUUUGAAAGCUGUUUCCAGGAAAACAGGUGGAUUCUACCAAAGCGUACAAAGCACCUGA